Molecule: messenger RNA, 1815 nt
Organism: Annulohypoxylon maeteangense
Lineage: Eukaryota; Fungi; Ascomycota; Sordariomycetes; Xylariales; Hypoxylaceae
Product: carotenoid oxygenase
Exons: 2
Coding region: 1-1815 (604 amino acids)
Biological process (GO): carotene catabolic process
Molecular function (GO): carotenoid dioxygenase activity
Source: RefSeq, a predicted model, not a curated record
AUGCAGCCAUAUACUAAAACCGAGCUAUUCUUCGGAAGUUCAAAGGAGGACGAAGAAUGCGAUUUCUACGCCGUAAUCGACGCCUUAGAGACCGAGGCGUAUGCACAUUGGCCCAACGAGGCGGGGUUUGAAGGUCUAGAUGAAGUGCGUGGCCCCAUAGAACUUACCGUGAAGGGGUCAAUCCCAUCUUGGGCUGCUGGCACCUUGUUCCGCACCGGCCCUGGGCAGUACACCAUCGAGGACACUGCCAAAGGAACCUUCCGCACCACACAUUGGUUCGAUGGCCUGGGACAUACGCAUAAAUUCAACAUUAUUGCCAAGUCGUAUGACUCUGGUUCUCCCGUCAAGGUUGAAUAUUCUUCCCGCCGCCAAAGCCAAGCUCUUUGUGAUGCUAUCAAGAAAACUGGACGACGAAAUGAUAUCAGUUUUGGACAACGCAUGGAUCCUUGUGUCGGUAUCUUCGCGAAGAUUAUGAGUACAUGGCGUGGUGCUCCUGUAGUCCAAAGCCCCGAUUUUAACAAUAUCGCAGUCGUGGUCUACAGGGACAUGCCUGGUUUACCGUCCAAUGCUAAAAGCACAACUCCGUCCGCCGGUCACAGAGGAGGCAAUAAGUCUAUGUGGUUAACCUCAGAUAUGGGUAUCGUGAAGGAAUUCGACCACCAGACUCUAGAGCCGAUCGGGAUAGCCAAGCAACAGACUCUCCAUCCUCUCCUUAAGGGGCCCCUUAGUUGCGCCCAUGCCCAGCGAGACCCGGCGACGGGCGACUUCUUCAACUAUAAUCUCGAAUUGGGCUAUCCUGCAACGUACCGCGUCUUUCGAACGAGAGCUUCGACGGGCGAGACUGACAUCUUAGCUACGAUAUAUGGUAAAGAUGUAGAGCCGGCGUAUAUCCACUCCUUUUUUCUUUCGCCUUCCUUCGUCAUCUUCUGCAUUCCAUCAUCCCAUGUUGGUCUAAUGGGCAUCAAGAUUCCAUGGGAAGGAAACAUGGUCGAUGCCAUCAAACCGUUCGACAAAUCCAAAUCUUGCAAAUGGUUCAUCGUCGACCGUCUUAGUGACCGUGGCGUAGUCGCCUCCUUCGAUAGUCCCGCAAGUUUCUUCUUUCACAGCGUCAACUCCUUCGAAGAGAGAGAUGAAGCAACUGAUAACACCAAUGUGUACUGCGACGUCAUCCAAUACCCUACUCUCGACGUAAUACGACAAUUUGAGAUGGACGUCAUUCUCCAGAGAAACGGCGCGACCACGAACUUCUGGAGAGAUGAAGCACGCACUCACAACUGCCAAGCCCGAUUGGUUAGAUGGAAGCUCGUCGUACCAAAGCUGGGCCCCGACGACGAACAGGGGAAGUCGAAGAAUCCAACGACAAAUAAGACAGCAGAGAAAGUUCUCAUGUUUACAGCGCCACUCGCAGGAGAACUACCAACCAUCAACCCGGCUUACGCGACGAAGAAGCACCGCUACGUGUACACGACAGCCAGCCGCGGCUUUAGCACUCUCUUCGACUGCAUCGUCAAGACGGAUAUCGACACGCGCGAAUGCAUAUAUUGGGAAGGUUUAAAGGGGCACACACCAGGCGAGGCAAUCUUCAUCCAGCGUCCGAAAUCUCACGAGGAAGAUGAAGUGGCGGAAGAUGAAGUGGCGGAAGAUGAAGGCGUGCUUCUGAGCGUUAUACUUGAUGGAUGUGGGAAGAAGAGUUAUCUCGUGUGCCUGGAUGCGAGGAAUAUGUUGGAGUUGGGACGUGCCGAGUGUGACUUCGCUAUCGCGAUCGGGUUUCACGGGUUGCAUCUGCCGCCUGAGACAUCCCCUGAGGCUACUUAG